AUGCCGCACCAACAGCACCACCACAACCACGCCACCCAGGCACAGCUGCCGCCCGCCUCUCCCCUCUUCAACUCGGCCAUCUUCUCCCCCUCGUCCUCCACCUCCUCCUCCGGCCUCCCCUUGCGCCCGGCCACCCGCGACGGCAGCUUCAGCGUCGACCCCCUACAUCUGCCGCCGCAGUCGCCCCCGCCUCCAGUGCCCUCGGCGGCAGCAGCUGGAGCCGUGCCCAUCCUCGCGCGCGAACCGCGCAAGCCCUCGUUCGGUUCGCGCAAGGUCUCGCUGGGCGCCGCGUCCGCCGUCUCCUCGUCCGCCCCGACCGGCCGUCGCCGGGGCUCCUCGACCACCUCGAUCGGCAGCACCGCCUCCUCCAACGCCGUCGUCACCGACGCCGCCGCCCCGCCUGCCCUGCCCGACUACGCCCUCGCCGCCGCGGCAAAAAUCCAUAGCCAGACCCAGAGCCAGAAUCUAGCGCGCAGCCCCGUCAGUCCCGACGGAGGCGGCCUCGGCCACAGCUACGGCACCGCCGCGCCCCCGGGCUUCGUCCCUCUCCACGGCCGCUCCGCGACGGCCAACUCGGCCGCCGGCAUGACCAUGAUGCCACCGCCGACGCCCCUGAGCGGGCCCGGCAUGUGGCAGCCCAGCGAGGCGGGCGCCAUCCACCAGCACAUUGCCGACGUGGCCAACAAGCGCAUAUCGACUCUUGACUACCUGCGCAAGGCUCACGAAGGCCGUGUCUACUGGUUCAACACGUACCUCUUCGACAAGCCCGACCUCGCCCGCAUGCCCUGCUUCGACCCCCGGCGCCUCGCCCGCAAAGCCACCAACUACCUCCUCCUCGGCCUCUCCAUCCCCACCAUCAACGAUCUCUACUCGUCCACUCCGCUCGAGUUCCUGCGCUGCCUCAACGCCCUGCUCUCCGAAUUCGACUCCUUCCAGCAGAUCCAUCACUCCGACUCCUCCGCCGCCUCCACCUCGAGCGCCGCCGCCGCCGUCAGCCUCACCCGCGCACGCCUGCCCAGCAUGUUCCGCCGGCCCGGCGGUGGUAAGUCGCGCCGGUCCACCUCGGCUGCCGAGUCCCCUGACGACUACGGCGGCGGCGCGGCGGGCGGCUUUGGAGGCAACGGCGCGGGAGGCGCGGCUGGCGGCAUGGGCAACGGGUACGGAAACGCUCCGGGCGGCAGUGCGAACGGCGCCCCCGCCGUCAUGAACUUUGCCGCCUCCGAGUCGGACCUCCUCCCUGGCGAGGAGUACACGUACCUGCUCACGCCAUCGCUGCCAUUCGAGCCCGACUUCUUCGAGACGUUUGCGACGCUGUGCGACGUGCUCAUCGACUGCUACUCGCGCUUCCUCGCCCUCGUGCCCACGCCGCGCGAAUGCUCCGCCCCCGUCGCCGAGCUCUUCUCCAAGGCCGAUUCGCGCCUGCGCAAGAUCAUCGUCCAGGGCGUCGUCAAGGAGUUUGACGACCACAGCAGGUCCCACGUGCGCACCGAGGUGGCGAGCAUCGGCAAGGUGGUGCUGGGUGGGCUCAUGUGA
This is a messenger RNA of Purpureocillium lilacinum, 1533 nucleotides long. RefSeq lists its product as uncharacterized. Lineage: Eukaryota; Fungi; Ascomycota; Sordariomycetes; Hypocreales; Ophiocordycipitaceae. The record is from RefSeq and is a predicted model, not a curated record.